UGUUGAUUCUAGCAUUUGCUUUCAUUAUUCACAACGUCUUUCUUCCAUACCGACCGCAGUUACUACACCACAGUUGCAGUCUAUUUAAAGUUGAUAUAGUGUUCGGUGCAGCGCCAGAAGUGGCUCACAGAGCGCUGUACGCUGCUUGUUCUUGAGAAAAUGGCCGAUGCUGGGGCCAGUAGUGUCAGCAGCAGCAAAGUUGAGAGAAAAGGGCAGGGACGUAUUGUGGAGCUGCCGACUGCUCUCCGUGUAUGUGAGCGCGGUGCCGUCGUUCACGAUAGUGCAUCCCAGUCAUCCUGACGACGGGGCUAUAAAGUGUUGUGCCGCGUCGAAACAUACACGGACUCGUCGUGGAUAUUCGCUAGUGUACGUCGACGUUGAUGUCGCUGAAAAAAAGGCGAGUGAGACAAAUUUGUGCACGUACGCAUCAAGUAGCUACGCGCGCCGCUGCUGCGACGUUCGUGCACACAAUACUUAGCAAUCCUCGUGAGUGCGCGCUCCAAAAAAUAAAGCACGCGAAAGAGAGAGAGAGAGAGCAAUCGAGUGAGAAGAGGAAGGAAGAAGAAAAAGACAACGAAGAGAAUAGGCGCGUGUAUACUUCCCCUUCUGUCUCUCUCCCUCUCUCUUUCUCUCUGUCGCGAUAUUAUAAAUACCAUCGGAUCAUGAAAGGUGUAUGUUAUGUAGUAGCUCAGUGUCAAGGAGUAUAAAAAAGAGUAGUCUGUAUAUAGCUACACAGUGCAAUCAACGAUAACGAGAAGGAGAGAGGGGGAGAGAAGGACAAAGUGCGUGUGCGAAUGUGUUUGUGAACGUGUAUACGGUCGUGGGCUAUAUAGGCCGAUUAAUAAAUACAUAAUAUAUGCCAGUGGCAACAAUACCCUUACAGCAGACUUCUUUUUGAUUACUAUAACCAGAGCCAGACGGAGGCACAGAUAAAUGAAUAUGCAGCAAGAUUUCACAAUUACAUUAUUUAAAAAUGGUUGUCAGGUAGUUUAAGAUUGUUGGAUAUCUAUUCAUAAUCAUAAUACUUACAAGUUUACGAUAUCUUCGAAAAUGUGAACAUUGAAGAGCGGAAUGAAGCCGCAGAAAAAGUCAAUAAUUGGCCGAAAGGCAACCAAAACAUCGGUGGUUGCCAAAAAACGAAGUGCAUCUCUUGAAAAGUCUGCUAUACUGGAAUUAAAAAAAGAAAAAUGUUUUAAAAAGUUAACAAAACUGGGUGAGUCAAAAAAAAAAAUUGUUUCGGAAUUAAAGAAAAAGAAAGUAAUAGUCGAGAAGAAAAAAGAAAAAUUACCGAAAGUCGACGAACGGAAACAGAAAAUUAUUAAAGAAUCCAUAGAAAAACCUGAAAAAAAGUGUGACAGAAUGAUAGAAAAAAAAAUCGAAGAUAGAGAAGAUAUAGAUUUAAAUGAUAGUUCGGAUAAGAAAAAAAUAUAUAAACCCGAUGACAAAAGUAAAAAUGACAAACAAUACACUCAAGAAGCAAAAAAGCAAUUUGAUAAAAUUGAGGAAAAAGAUGAAAAAACCAAAUCUCUAAACGGUAUCGAAGAAAAAAUCACUCUUGAAAAUAAAAUUGACGAUAAAAUAUCAAUGCUACCGGUUAAAAAAAGAUUAAAGGAGGAGAAUAAAAGAAGAGAAGCAAAAUUAAUGAAAUUAGAAUCUAAGGAUAAUUUAAAAAUUAUAACUGUCAAAGAUAUCAAAAAACCAGAACGUAAAAAAUCUCCAGAACAAGAAACAUUACAAAAAUCAUCUCCAAUUAGGAUUAAGAAGGAACUAAAGAUGAAACAAUCAUCGAAAAAAAAUUCACAUAGAAAGACUGCCUUUGGUACGAAAAAACCCCAUGUACCAAUAGUUAAAAAAUUAUUCGAUAAGAAAUCGAAGCUAGUCAAAUCUGCACAAGGAGCCGAGAAUUUGUCGACUAGUUCAUCAUCAUUGAUGAAUCUUGAGAUAAUAAAAGAUUUAAAACAAGACAAGAAAAAGUCGGUAUCAUCAAAAGUCAAAGAUAUGUUAGCGAAGAAGUUUAAUGAUGAGAAAUCUGUGAAAGCAACAAUAAGGCUGUCACAAAAAAAUACAAAAAUGAAUUUAAUUGUAAAAAACGAGGAUAAGGUAAAAAAUGGAAAUCUUGAUAAAAAUUCUAUGAAAAAAUCAGAUUUCAUCAAAGAUUUAGAUACAAAUUUUAGCGAAAUAAAGAAAUCUCCAAAAGAGGAAUCUUGCGUUGUACAUACAGAUAAUAUUAAGAAAGAAAUUAUCGAUGAACAGGAAAUAAAUAAAAUUAAAGAAGAUUCUAAAAAAAGUUCAAAAUUAAAAAUUGCCAAAAAGAUAAUUAAAAAAUCAUUUAAAAAUUCAAAAAUUUCAAACGAUACUGAUACCGACAAAACUGAAAUUACAUCUGAUGAGAACAUAAAGCAACAAUCAAAGACUAUAGAAAAUCAAUCUAAAAAUGCCGUUAAUUCGACAAAGGAAGAGCAAGAUUUGAUAAAAGUGAAUUUAAAAGUCGAAACUGUAAAUGGCGAGAGUAGUGAAAGCGUAUCUACUUCGGAAUCAGAAGAUGGUGACGAGGAUUAUGCUCGAAGAAGUAGAUCUAAGACCUUUUCAAAAAUCAAAGAACGUACCCCUUCUGAGGAACGAGUCAUGACCAAUCGAAUGAAACUCUUUGGAUUUUGGAGCGGACCGAAAAGACAUAGAGUAGCUUCAUUGAACGCAUUAGCAAAAGUGCAUUGUCUUUAUGAGAAUGAGAAUGGAGGUGUUUAUCUGGGAGGUUUCUGUAAGCCUAAGCCUGAAAAAGAGAAGGAAAAGGAUAAGGAAAACAAGCCGAGAAAAUGCAAGGAAGAAAAAGAAGAUAAAAUUCAGCAAAAGGAUAAAAAAUGCAAUAAGAGUAAAGGUGAAGAGACAUCUGCAAAGAGAAAGUUAAGAAAUGUUCCUGGAUUGCGUGGAAAACAUUAUGACGUGCUUGAGGGAUUAACUUCUUCCUCUUCUUCCGAUGAAGAUAUAGAAAUGCGUCGAGAGAAGGAAAAAGAAAAAAAGAAAAAAGAAAAGGAAAAGGAAAGACUAGAACGGGUGAAGGAAAAAAAGUUAGAAGAAGAAAAAGAGAGAGAAAAGAAAAAAGGGGAAGAAGGGAACGAGAUAGAGGUUGUUCCGAUGAAAAAGCCAAAACAAAAACGAAGAAAAAAGAACACGGAAAUUAUGGACCUUAAAGAUAUGGUGGUUUGUAAACGUAUGGCUAGUUUAAAUGCUUCUGCUAUUCUUGCCGCAUCAUAUUCCGAUGAAAAGAAUCGUUUAGGUACUAGUAGUGAAUCUUCUUCAAGUAGUGAAUCAGAUGUUGAAUUUAUUAAAAGACGACGUCAAAGUGAUUCAGACAUAGAUAAGAGAAAGCAGCGUCAAGGCGGUUCAGAUGCCGAUGAUUUGGUCAAACCUUCCAAGAAAGUAAUGAUAGUUAAUCAGGACACUGAUGUUACAAUAACUGGUGUUUAUGUAAAUCAAACUCGAUCUACUCAUCAUGAAGGAUUCUGUAGUAUUGCUGGAAUGCAGUACAGAAUAUGUUCUACUAGCCACACACAAACUGCUGCAACAGCGGUUGCUACAGAGCUACACGAUCAGAAGGAGCAACCGUGCAAAUCUUACACUCCGCUUGGAGCGCUUUCGUCGAUGCAACCACCUGGUUCACAAGGAAAUCAUUCGAAUAUGUCACCGCGAAGGCACUCUGCUUUCUCAGCACCACAUCAACAUGGAUACUAUCAGCCGGCUGGACCGCUGAUACAGCAUCCAUCAACGUUGCAGUCGGUGAAGGGUCCGCCGCCGGAACCGACACCGACUCCCCCGCAGAAUUCUGAGGGUUCGGACGAUAUUGUCGCAACCUCUACAACGUCAGGUGGAACGAGUAGUACAGGUGGUGGGUUCUAUCGUGCCUACUGCCCACAGUAUUAUGCGACACCACCGCAGUACCAAGAUCUUUGUUAUUCGCCCUCGUACUCGCAUUCUCAUCCACAUCCGCCGCCUUACUAUCAUAAAUAUGCACCACCUUAUCGAAGGCAAUAUUAUGGAUACCAGGAGUCAGGACCUGGUAGCGGUCCCGGUGGCUCUGGGGCUGGUCCCGGUGUUGUUGAGUAUCAACCACCGCCUGGCGAGUAUUUACCUUAUUAUGGUGGAUAUCCGCCGCCUCCACAACCACCACCACCGCCACCGAAUCCAGCGUAUCUGCACUCUCAGGGACGACCUUUCGUUGACCAUGCCUUUCAAAGCUGUCCGUGCCCUAUGCAAUCGUGUCCAAAAAACGCGGAUACUGGGCCCCUUAUUGGUAAUGGUAAGGGAGCGCCAGUGAUAUCGGGGCCCGGUCUGUCAUUGCCACCCAGCGCCUUGGUGGGGCCGCCCUCACCCGCGCGGGGUCUAGCUGGGCUAGCACCCCCGCACGGCGCCAACGCCUGGGACACGGAUCGCGUCCAAUUGAGUCCGGCUCACCGUAGCCACAAUCAGAACCAACAGCAACAGCAGCAGCUGCAACCGGCCUUAUCGCAACAAGCCGGACACAGCAGUCGUGUCAACAUCGACUGUAUAACCAAAGGAGAUGCGGAACGUACUGAAGGUAAAAUGCACAGUAGUAAAUAUGCUUAUAGUCAAAAGCAAGUUGUGAACUGCAAUUCAGGAUAUGACGUGAAGCUUGAGCAAAAUGUUUCACCAGCGAAUAGUAUGACUGAUGACUCGAAAACGACUCACGGUGCCUCUAAACUCCAUGGUCAACAGUGCCAUCAACAUAAGAAGUAUCAUAGAAAUCUCAAGCUCGAGAAUAACAAUGUUAAAUGUGAAUUAUGCAACGUCGAGUUUCAGCAGAAACGCAUCAGAAUUGGGAAACCCGCUACUGUGUCAGCUAUCGAUGAGGGACAACAACGGGACCAGCAACUUGAACACAUUACCUGUGCAUCCAGCUGUAAAAUUAAAUCCGAAUCUGGCUACAAAUGUGAAAUCUUUCGAUGUGAGCAAUGCAUGAAGGAAGCUGGGCAAUUGGCUAUUAUGGAAAUGAAUAAGAAUUCGGGCAUUUUAGACGAUGAUGCUGCAAGCAGUAAGUUAGAAACUGACGCCGAAGUUAAAGAGGAACUCAAUACACUGCAGAUCGAUUUAGUACAAUGGAACAAAGCGGAUUAUGAACCUACAGCGUCGGAACCAGUAAUCAAAGAUGAUGGGACCGUGAAUGGGAAUAGGGAAGAAGAAAAGGAAGAUAACACGAACAAAUAUUUGGAAAAACAUUGCAAUAGUAAACUGUUACACCAACAAAGAUGCGAGAAAGUAAAUAGAAGAAAACUGUCGUUAGAUAGUCUUUCAGACUUCGCCAAAUUGAAAAAGAUUAACAAAAGAACCCUGUCCGUUGGUUCAGCUAGAGAUUUUACGACAUCUCACCAGGUAUUAAUUGCACCAACGGUAACAUCGAAUAAUAUUAACGGAGCUUCCAUAGAUGGGAAUGAACAUAUAAAAGAAUCACAGAAUUCUUCGAGGAAAAAGUUGACCAUAAAAGAAACUUCAAAUUUAAAACGUAAAGCCAGUAAUUUGAGUUUAAUUGAGACGCCACCAAAAAAAUUAAAAACCGCUUCAAUAAAAACUGUGGCAAGUGAAACUUCGAUAAUGGAGACUAUAAAUAAUGUAAUUCAACAAAGUCUACAGAUGUCACAAAAAUCUACAAAAAUAAAAAAAAGUAGAAGCCGAAACAACGGAAAAGUUGAGAAAAAGAGCAAGAGGAGUAUAAAUCUUCUUACGACGAUCAAAUGUGCCUCAAAGAAACUCGACUUGGUUAAAGCUGUUGUAUCUGAAAAGCUUGGACUCAUUAGAAAUGAAAUUAAAAACAGUCAACAAAAGAUCAAUAAUAAAGUUGACUCAAAGAUAAAGUCAAAAAUACAAAAUGUUAAAGCAAAAAAUAGUAAAAUCAAACCUAAACUAUUUCAAGUCAAAUCCAAAGUUCUGGAAUCAAAGAAUAAUAAUAACAAAAUUUUGGAAAUAAAGAGUAAUAAAAUUUUAGAAGCAAAAAAUACUAGUAAUAAGAUGUCGGAUAUAAAAAAUUUUAAGACUGCAGGGGCUAAGAAUGACAAUAAAAUAACAGAAUCUAAGAACAAUAUCAACAAGGUUAUAGAACCAAAGAAUAACAAGAUCUUAGAAACGAAAAAUCAUAAGAAUAAAAGUCAAGAUGGAAAUGAAAUUAAAGAAACAAAAGAAACGAAGGAAAUUAAAUCUAGUGUUAUUACCACUUCUAUUUUUGCAUCUAACUUUGUUUCAACUCCUUUUUAUAUAUCUGAACUUGCAUCUUCGAAAGAUACGAAGGUAAACAAAUUUAAGGGAAAAUUGCAGGAGGGAGUAAUAGAUAUAAAAAAGAGCAAAAAAAAAGGCAAGAAUGGAAAAAAGUUAGUCAGAAUAGAAAGCUUCAGUAAAAUUGAAGAGCAAAUCAAAGAUCCGUUUGACAAGAGCUUGUUGAUUCCUCGGAGGCCUUUUCUCAAACCCAAGUGGAGCAAUGGCUGGAGCUGGCAUGGUGAGGCAUUUGAAGCUAAAGUUUAUUUAACGAACGAGGAGUCAGCUAUUCGUCGAUGUUAUGCUAGUAUGAGACAUGAAAGUGGUGAUGUUCUUCAACCACUAGACUGUGUUUUGCUGAAAAGUGGUCCAAGGAAAGCUGAUUUGCCAUUUGUGGCAAAAAUUGCCGCACUUUGGGAAAAUCCGGACGAUGGAGAAAUGAUGUUCUCGUUAUUAUGGUACUACAGACCAGAGCAUACUGAACAAGGUCGUGCCGAGAAUGACACCGAUGACGAGGUAUUUGCCUCCCGACAUCGAGAUGCUAAUAGCGUUGCUUGUAUCGAGGACAAAUGCUAUAUUCUUACUUUUAAUGAAUAUUGUCGGUAUCGAAAGAAUCUCCGCAGGAUCGAGGAGGGCCUUGACUAUCCAGGCCUCAUUGUACCUCCGGGUGAUCAACUUUAUCCUCGUGAAAUCCGUCAACCUCCCAUUCCCGUGCCUCAGGAUAUGGUCCUGUUUUGUCGACGAGUCUACGAUUAUCGUAGUAAGAAGCUAGUUAAAAAUCCUGGAUGACUCGACCAAUACUAAAGAAGAAAUAAUAAUAAGUAAACAAAAAUAGCCACGCUCAAAAGCUGUUCAAUAGCUAUGAGAAAAGAGGAAGGGAAUAUUAAUAAUGUGUGCGCGCGCCUGUGUAUUAUCCACGCGUAAUUCAUCAACAAAAAGAAACUGAACAAAAAUACGUGUAAUAUCAGUACUGAUGAAUAUUCUGCGCGUUAUUGAAAUUAACGAGGAUACAGAUGAAAAACGCAUUCUCAGUGGAUUUGACAAUUUUAUAGAUUAAAAUGAAGUAAUAAAAUAACCAUAUUUUUUGCAAAGUACUCUUU
Molecule: messenger RNA, 7358 nt
Organism: Ceratosolen solmsi marchali
Lineage: Eukaryota; Metazoa; Arthropoda; Insecta; Hymenoptera; Agaonidae
Product: Histone gene-specific Epigenetic Repressor in late S phase
Exons: 14
Coding region: 1072-7047 (1991 amino acids)
Biological process (GO): negative regulation of DNA-templated transcription; heterochromatin formation
Cellular component (GO): chromatin silencing complex
Molecular function (GO): chromatin binding; transcription cis-regulatory region binding
Source: RefSeq, a predicted model, not a curated record